This is a messenger RNA of Cephus cinctus (wheat stem sawfly), 4531 nucleotides long. It is a transcript of the gene Jasper, whose product is annotated as PC4 and SFRS1-interacting protein. The record is from RefSeq and is a predicted model, not a curated record. Lineage: Eukaryota; Metazoa; Arthropoda; Insecta; Hymenoptera; Cephidae. The coding region runs from base 384 to 2096 and encodes 570 amino acids. Gene Ontology annotation, molecular function: transcription coregulator activity; double-stranded DNA binding. Gene Ontology annotation, cellular component: nucleus. Gene Ontology annotation, biological process: regulation of transcription by RNA polymerase II. The transcript is spliced from 12 exons.
CUUAUCGAUUUCCCAUUCUUAACUAUUCCUUUAUGAGGAUACUGCUAAAUACGAUAUAUGCAGGUAGAGCGUAUAAUCUAGUGUGAUCAGCCUUACACAGCUGAAACCGAGAGUAACUGCGAGUCACGUCAAGCGGGUUUAAAGUAGCGCGGCACGAACAGACAUGAAGCACGCCAAGUAUUGAGGAACGCACAAGCUGAAAAGCGCUGAAAAGGCCGCGUCGUAUCGUGUGUUUUCGACAUUAUCUUCUAGUAAGUGGUUUAUGUGAUAUUAACUGCAAUGCAUUUUACCGGACUGAUCGCAUAAAUCGUGCGAGGCGUUCAGACUGCCAAAAACCGAAGGAUAAUAUCAUUGCAUUAAGUAUAUAAGAUUUUAUCGACAAGAUGGUGAAGCUAUUGAAGAAGUUUCUGGCGGGCGAUAAAGUGUUUGCGAAAGUUCGAGGUUACCCGCCAUGGCCAGCCAAAGUUGAAGGAGUUAUCGAUGCUAAUACAAAGAAUGCAAAGUACAGUGUUUAUUUUUAUGGCACUGGUGAAACAGCUGUAUGUAAGGUCGAAGAGUUAUUUGUAUAUGCUGAGAAUAAGGCAAAAUUUGGUAAGCCUCUUAGGAGAAAAUUUUUCCAUGAAGGAUUACAACAAUUGGAGCAAGAACUAAGGAGCGAUAGAAAUAGAUCUGGAAUCAGUAAUCUGGAUGAACCUACAAUUGGUGAAGAUGCAGCUGGUAGAGGAAGUAAUAGUACAACUGAAUCAGCAGCAGUAACCACUGCUGAUAGUGACAUGGAAAGCGGACCAUUAGUAAUUGAUGAGAGUGAUAAAAAGAAAACCAUGAAACGAAAAUCUCAUCUUGCUGUAUCUAACAACCAGGAUACUCCCGAAAUUAAGAAAAAACGAGGCCGAGGAAAGGCUUUGUCCGGCUCCAUGUCGGAGAGCACUCCAAAGCAGGAUUCAGCCCUAGAUUCCCAGGGUGAAGAAUCACCUGGUAAGGAAGUCGUCAGUCGCAGUGGACGCAAAAUUAAACCGAAACGUUUCGCUGAUUUUUCGAGUUCAGAAGAAACUGAGACCAUGGACAAGAAUGAGAAUUCUGGAAGUACGAAGGGACGUGGUAAAGGCAAGGCCGACGAUUCAUCCGACAACCAGGCUUCUCCAUCCGGGGGCUAUAAAAAGAGAAUUUCAUUGGAAAAAAAGACCAGUAUGGAGGGAGCAGGGAUAGAUGGCCUCAUUGUAUCUAGCAACACGUCUUCGGACUCGGACGGUCGUUGCCUCCUGGCCCGCACAUUCGCCGGGGAGUACGUUGGAAUUAAACUCGACGUUAAUAGACCCAAGACCUUCGAAAGCGAGAAGGCGCGUACGCAGUGGGACUGGACAACGGCCAGAAACGCGAUGAAAUUGAAAUCUCAGCUCGAGAGCGGAGAAAUAUUACCGGAACAAGUGAAGGACUCCUUGGACUUUAAUGUGCACGUUCCUGAAGAAGAGAAGAGACUCCUGGCCAAGGACGGAGCAGUUUAUCGCAGAAACUACAAGCUCAGAUGGCUUCGUAUAGAGUCUCAUCUCUUACAGCUUGAUGCUCAGAUUAAAUCGAAUUUGGGUUUGGAUCGCGCGAACGCGGACAAAUGCUUGCAAGCGAUGGACGAGAUGCUUGCUCUUUCCAUCGAUCCACUCAUGCUUAAGAAACAUCCCCAUAUCGUCGAGACCGUUAAAAGGUUGCGAAGAUACAUUGGCAAUUUAGCAGACUGGAAGCUAAGCGAGGAAGAAGUGGUUAUCUUCAAACAAAAGGCUGAGGUGAUCAGACAGAAAGCUGAGCAUAUAUAUAAUAAGUUUAAGGCUAUGUUCACCAUACCCGAGGGCCAAUCAUUUUGGCAAUCCUUUUCCGAUCAGGUUGUCCAUUUCAAGGAAUUGACAAAGGAUAUGCCUGAAGAAAAAAUGUUUUCUCUUAUGGCUGAUCCCGCCUGUCCAGUUCUUUCUAUUACAGACUCAGCCAUCACGAUGGAUUCACUAGGAGAUGAAAGUAGCGCUCAGGCCGAAACUGGUGCGUCCGGUGAAUUAGAAGCGGACGUCGAACCAGCUAGAUCCGCCACACCGACAGACCCGGGAACUAAGUAACAUUUAUCACUUGCCGAUAUCGAAUACUCGAGCACCAGUUCAUCUGUCUUGACACUGUCGUAACACUACACCGAGAUAAAGACUUGAAGUGCGAGCGCAUGUAAUUAUUGCAAUUACACCGAGUGACGCCGUGGCAUUCAUUCAAUGGAUACAAGUGCGGAACUCGGGGCGUAUAAGAGACCCCUUUACGGACUGACCUUUGCUCUCGUUUUUCGGUCAGAUUAGCCCGCAGCACCAGAUCACCGUAAUAGAAAAUUGCCAAUCCAUCGGCGUAUUCGAUAGUUAAUAAAUUCGAUCGACCUCCCAAGAUCCGAUGCCCAAUCUGGAAGUACCGGUGCACGGUACUUCCUUCCUUGUGCUGUCCAUGGGAGAGAGAAUUGUAAUUUAUCGUUUCUCUUUAAAAUCGACCAAAAAAGAGUAAUAGAAUUAAACCGGAAGGUCUUUACACAAAUAGGAAGACACCCUGGCAGUCCGCAGUACCAGAAAACACACACCCGCACACGCUUCACGUUAGUCUAGAGACGGAAAUGUUUUUCUUGUUUAAGCAAUAAAUAAUCUAUCGAGUAUUCCCAUCGGAUUGGUUAUAUUGAAACGAAACUUGUCGGAAGGAAUUCUGUAAAUAGGGAUAUGCAUUGGGAAAGUCACGUACAUACAUAGGGCUUAUGUAAUUUGGUGGAGAAUUUCCCGGAUGGAGACACUUUCCGACGUGUCCACUGCGUAUCGUCUCCGCACCAAAGUGUUUCCUUGACAUUCACAUGUCGUUACGUAGUUGAUGUUUCUCCCGACUCGAAGUCCGGUUUCAUACAAUUUUUAAAUUUUCUUUGUUGGUGUGCUUUACGGGCGAUUGGAAUAUUUUUAUUCAUUUCCUUGUUGCGUCGGCCAAUCGAUAUCUUCCUAUGGUCACGUGUCUUGAGAAGUUUUGGUAAAUGAUAAUGCAAAACAAUUUCUUAACGAUACUACAAAAUUCGCUUUUGAAAAAAGACUUCAAUACGUGGCCUAGAUGCUUUAGAAAUUAGGUGAUAAAAAAAAAAUCACGUAUAGUUAUUAACAAGCGUUGGUAUUUCACACUAAGAGAAUUUUUUUCUAUAAAUAAUAUCAUGUAAAUAUUGUAUUGUACACUUAAAAAACUCGAAUUUUUAAGGGUUUAACGCAAAAAAGUGUACGAAUAUUAUUUUUGCCAUUGAUGAAACACAAAAACGUAAGUUUCAUUCUUUUGAGCAUCGAUUUCUCGACAGAAAAGAUCCAUUUCUUUAAAUGACUACUUAGUCGUAUUUUUUUUCUUCAUUUAAAUUUUUUAUUUCCCGUAAUAGAAACGCACUUCCAUCAUUACCAUGCGUAAUUUAAUAAGGACUUCAUCCAUAGGUGCUAUGUGGAUAUAACGUUUCAUAUCGAAUUUUAAGUUAAUCCAUCAUUAUGAGAGCGUCCUAGAUUAUUGUUACAUAAAUAUGGUAUGCAAUUAAAAUGAAAACUCAUUUAAGUAAGAUGAACAGACGCUAGUUACAAUGAAUAAUUUUUUAAUUAAAUAAUUCGAGUGGACAUCACAAGGCCGGCUUUGUUUGCCCUCGAUUGUCGACUAAAGUUGUGGAUCAGAUGUAACAAUAAGACGAACACGAAAUAUAUAUGAUCUGCCCAUUUGUAAAACAAUCAUGGAUCGGUGAUCGGAUGGAGAGUCAGUCGAAUACACAAGGAUUUAGUAUUCAAAGUCAUGACGUAGAAUGAUUUCGUCCAGUCUUGUGAAAAUGCAUUGAUCUUUGGCUCGAGAUGAAAAGAAAAAGUACAAAAAGCUUUGCCACGAUUUGCCUUAUGUGAAAGAGUAACCGGGCUCUUAUAAGAGUAAGUGUAAAAUUCGACAAUUUGUGGCGCAUAUUUAAAAUGCGACGUUACCCGUAAUCGGGGACAAUAUCUGACAUAUUCAUUCAUAUUGUACGGCACAAACAAGUCUAGAAGUCUAAUAUAACUUCGCGAAUUCGGAACCCACAUUACGAUUGUAAUAGGCAUUGGCUCAAGAACUUUAGAUGUUUACCAUUCCAUUGAAAUAACGUACUUCUUCAAGGCUAUUUACAAGGCAUUCAAUUUUAGGUAAAUCAAAUGUCAUUAUUUGCAAGACUUUGUCAAUUGAAUCAGAAGAAUAUCAUAUUCAUAAAUUUCAAAAAAUGUUCCUGUCGCCCUUAAAGUAUCUCAGAAAGGCAGUAUCUAGCGAUGUCCGAUUUUCACGAGUGCUGCUAGAUUAUUUACCCUUUUCAUACGAUUUCAAAUAGAUAAUUAAACAGAAUUUUCAUAUUGUAGGUUUAGUGAAGCUUUCCAUUUGAGGUAAAGCCAAUUAUAGCAUUUUACAUUGAGUUUUGAGUAAGACAUAGAAUAUUCGAAAGAAAAGAAAAAAAUGUUGAUUUCAAAUGUAUCACAAAUAUUUUGAAUAAAAAAUGUUGCAAGCUACA